UUUCUUGUGAACUCUCCUCGUGGUACGGUGUUUCUUUCAUCUAUUGAUGCGUCUGAUGAGAUCAAGACGGGUGACAGAAUGUUUGAGAUACUUAGUGAGCAGAUUAAGCUCAUAGGACCUCAGAAUGUUGUUCAGAUCGUCACGGAUAACCAUUCUAGUCUCAAAUAUGCAGGAGCGGAAUUGGAAAAAGAGUAUCCUCAUUUAUAUUGGACUCCUUGUGCUGCUCAUUGUAUUAAUCUCAUGCUCAAGGAUAUUGGUAAACUACCAUCUGUGAAGCUAACCUUGAGUCGAGCUAUGGAGUUGACUGGAUUCAUCUACUCACAUGCGUGGGUUUUGAAGCUGAUGAGAGGUCAAACUAACGGCAGAGAGCUUCUUAGACCGGCGGUGACACGAUUUGCCACAUCAUUUAUGACUUUGUCAAGCAUCCAUCGACAGAAAAAUAACCUCAGAAAGAUGUUUAAUUUGGAGACAUGGAGGCAAAGUAAGUGGGCAAGAGAUUCAAAGGGCAAAUCAGCUGAAAGGAUAGUUCAUAUGCCAUCUUUCUGGAACAACAUUGUUCGUAUUCUCAAGCUGACGGCUCCUCUUGUUGGUGUUCUGAAACUUGUUGAUGGUGACAAAAAGCCUGCUAUGGGAUACAUUUAUGAGGCGAUGGAUAGAGCUAAGGAGGCUAAUGCUAAAGCCUUUGUUGAUGAUUCAACAAAAUAUUCUGAGGUAUUUGAUAUCAUUGAUAAGAGGUGGCAAGAUCAGCUUCAUCGGCCUUUGCAUAAUGUAGGAUAUUACCUUAAUCCUGCAUUUUUCUAUGAUCAUCCAAACAUCCAAGGAGAUGACGAAGUUAUGAAAUGUCUUUAUCAAGUCAUUGAGAAGAUGGUGCCCACACAAGACCAAGACAAGGUUGAUAGGCAGUUGGAUAUAUACAGGCAUGCUGGGGGUCUUUUUGGUAUGGAGAUAGCUAAGAGAAACAGAAAGAAGAAGUCUCUAAUUGAUUGGUGUGAGUCUUAUGGUGCAUCAGCACCAGAGUUGCAGAAGCUUGUUAUACACACCAAGAGGAGGAAUAUAUUGGAUCAUAAGAGGUUGCAUGAUCUUUACUACAAGUACAACCAAGCAUUGAAGGAGAGAUUUGACUGUAGAGAUUCUAUUGACCCGAUUAAGUUGGCUGAUAGAGAUGAAAGCAAUGAGUAG
Asparagus officinalis (garden asparagus) is the source of this 1179-nucleotide messenger RNA. RefSeq lists its product as uncharacterized. Bases 79 to 1179 code for a protein of 366 amino acids. The transcript is spliced from 4 exons. NCBI's taxonomy places the organism in Eukaryota, Viridiplantae, Streptophyta, Magnoliopsida, Asparagales, Asparagaceae. The record is from RefSeq and is a predicted model, not a curated record.